This is a messenger RNA of Paramuricea clavata, 11410 nucleotides long. Lineage: Eukaryota; Metazoa; Cnidaria; Anthozoa; Malacalcyonacea; Plexauridae. The record is from the annotation of a GenBank genome assembly.
CCUAAAACAAAAAGCCAUAUGGUUUCUAGUAGGCUCCUAGCCCAUUUCUUGUAAAUAGUUUAUUUCUUUUAUGUGCAAUAUCAAUAUCUUGGGCGAAUCAGCAAAUAAAUAAAUAAAAAAAAAGAAAAUACUCAUGAUUUAUAUGUGGUUUACAGGUAUAAACUAUUAUAAACUGGCCGUUGAGAAAGAUCGUGACUCAAUUUUUACGACCGGCAUAUGGAAACUAGCCUUUAGAGAUUUUAGAGGUCGUUCUGGGUCGCCAAGCAAAUCAUAUGAUUUGAAUAUCCCAUUAUUUAUAAGUGCAUGUGUUAUGAAGACAAGCAAGUGCGACUUCCCGUUGACACCAGUUGACGUAUAAAUCCGCGAACAAUAAAUUACGUAGGCAGACCCACAACAAAGUUGUUCAAACCUGUUUGGAAGAUUUGUUUCUUUAAAGGCGUCAUCUAAACGAGACGUAAUUGAAUUAUUGCGUUGAUGGUAGAACUCGAAUGUAUAAGCCGAGGUUUAAGCCAAGAAGACAGAGUUUGGCGAAUAAAUAGGUAUGCUUACUUUGAAUGAAUGAUCGUAAAAAGGUUGUGACUUUAUAUGGUCUAGCAGCUUUAAUACAAAGUCUACAAACCAUGUGUUUAUAUUUGUAUUCUGUACUGGUAUGUGUAGGUAUAUGUUUAAACUUGUGUGUAUCUACUCUUGUGGCUAACCAGUAUAGCGUUGUCGCGACGGUAACUCCAAUACUGAUAAUAAUAAGACUGCUCACUUGUAUAGCUAGUACAUUUGAACGAAUCUGAUACAAUGACUUAUUUCUGUGUGGCGUAUUUUGCGGUGUGAAGUUCAGACUGUGUCAAAACGUGGAUAUCCUUGCCACAUCCGUUCUCAGCCUAUAUCAUUCUACAAUAAAUUUCUGUGAUUUGUGUCUGAACUGCGGGGCUAAAAAACAUAUUUCAAACGUAGGGCCGAUCCAGACUCCAGUGUAGAUAGUUCCACAAUAAGCUGUCGUGGUUUGUGUCUGAACUAUCUGUAAAAGAUAUCUCGAAGGUGGGCUCCCAGUGUAGGCAGUAUCCAAUACAAUAAGCUGUUGUGGUUUAAUUAUGAGAACACUGCGACAGCUGAUCGAAGAUCGUUCUGGGAAGUUAAGCCAGUUAACGUUAUUAGCGAAUUUAAUUGCUGCGUCGAUAAUAAUACUCGAUUUUGAGAAGUACCGGUAAUAGGCUAGCAUGAAUGCAUGAUACACAAAAGACACAAAGGUGACAAAGAUACGCCUUUUCGCUGUUCGCGCGAGGCCAUCUUGCACAAUGGUCAAACCACAUUGGCACAAUGCUAGCCCUGGUAUUGUUGCUUCAUUGUGUUCACCCCACUUUGUAAGACUUUCAGUCAAAAUAUUCAAGUCUAAACUUAUAUUCAUCGUAUUCAACUGCAAUAGCGGAAAUUGAUUACUGAAUAUCUCCAUUUUGUGUUUAUAAUUGUAAAUUGUUUCUUUGGUACGUGAUUAUUAAAAGGUUGAUGGCGAAUCAAGACAGCGAAAACAACAAUACAACUGGAGUGUCUGUGACACAACCUAAAGUGUUUGUUCUUGGUGAUCACGCAACAAUCCACGUGACAGAAACACAAGGUAAUCACUGAUGAUAGAAAUUAUAUUUUAUUGCAAACUUGUAAUUCUUUGCAUUUGCGUACUUUGUACAGCAUCGUGGCUCGUGCAUUUUCGUACGUCCGGCGUCGUCGCCUGUGCAAAGCAUUACGUCAUGUUCGGUUUAGUAAUUACUCACCACUAAGCGGCAAUGUGCCCUCUUAUUUUUUGACAUUAUUUUACUCUGUCUUACGUCAGACUAUUUUACACAUCAAGGGGAGAGAUUAAUUAAAGGUUAAACUCCAAAUGCACUUGUGUUAAUAGAUGUGUAAUAUCUUCUUUCUUUGCAAAAGAGGUCCAAUAUGUCUUUCGCUACUAUCUCUAUCCACUUGUUUUGACAUGUAGUCCGGUCAAGGUCAUGCAGUUUCUUGACUGUCAAAGAAACUUUGUUUCUGCAGCAAAACCACAUUUGAGGAACAAUGAUUAAGUCAUUCCAAGAAUUCCUUGGGAAAUAGUGUUUUGUUUCUUCCUGGAAGUCUUAAAAUAGAGAUUUUAUUUCCGGAACGUUUCCAAGAAUCCAAGCGUGGGCAAACAGGGAAACGGUAGUUGUAUUGAGGAAACAUCAAGAUUUUCAGAUAUUUCUGCAACAACACUUCCAAGGGUGGCAUGGAAAUCAAGAUUCUCUAAUUUUCCCAGGGCUUGACAUUUCAUUAUUUUACUUUAGGUCCAUAUUCACCACCUAAUCCAACAGAACCGGAUGCUCCACCCGAAGAUUCAGGUAAGAAGGAUUGGCCUGAUUUAUGCUGGAGACAAGCAUACGUCAAAGUACAUCAUCACAGAGUAAUUACAUACAGAUGUCUCACUUCAGGUUGAUUUUUUCAGUCCGCCAUGUUCUUAGCAAAUGCCCUAAAGAGAGGCCGUUACCCCCUGAAAACAUAUUGAUAUUUAAUGUUCCCCUGGGGUGAAUGCCUCCCUUUAGGGCGCUUGCUAAGAACAUUACAUGGCCACCAGAUAUGCGCAGUAAAAACUACCUUACGGUUUCCCCACAGAAGUGAGACCUCUGUAUGUACUUACACUGUGAUCUCGUUUUGUAAACGUCUUGAAAAUGAACUGGCUAGAGUAGGGAGUUUACGAUCUACGACCUGCCUCGUACCCAGGCGCUUUAAAUAAUUACAAUACAUGAAGUAUUCAGGUAGGUAGGCGAAGCGCGAAGGGGCUGUUGGGAAGGGUGCGUGCUCUCUUCCCAUCAGCCCCUUCGCCCAUCUCUCCCCACUACAAUACUUCAUGUAAACUCGUCAUAUGCGCAUCACUGUUGUUUACAAAGAGACGCCUGGGUACGAGGCAGAUCUACGACGCGGUCGGCUCGACGACGCGCUUUCAAAACAAAGAAAUUUGUCAUUCAAGACAAAAACUGUGAAUAAUUCGUGGUCCCAGGGGUAGCCCGCGUGCAGGCCCAAGGGAAGAAUAGUGGGCUGCACGCGGGCUAUCCCAGGGUUAUUCUCAACGGCGUUGUCAUGCUCAGCACAACGUUAAACUAAGCAUAUUAUCACGUCGUUCAAGCAACGUGAAAGCUUAAUGCGACCCAAGAGAUGUUACUUAAAGUCGAAAUUACAGCGAACAUUGCAUCGCUUUAGCCGAACGUAGCAGUUUGUAUUGAGGUUAUUUGAAAAAGCGUCAAAUAUUUACUGCAGUAAUCAAUUGCUUAGUUGAGGUUUCAAUUUAAUAAGGCAUUGAGAUAGUGUAGAUUUAUAGGUAAAGUUUUGAAUCUGUUGUUGCAUAUUAAAUUUGUGUUUUGUUGUGAGUUUUUUUUUGGGUUUUUUUUUUUUUGGGGGGGGGGGGUGUUGGCUCAGAGUCACGUAUUUUAUGAUGGGGUGUACUGCUCAGCUAGCUUUCACACACUGUCACAAAUGGUAGGGAGGGGUUAAAAAGUGGCAAAAAAAGCAUCGUGUAUUUUGCGAAUCGCCCCAUACCUGAUAUUUCCAUGGCAGUUCGUGUAAUGCUGUAUUUAUACAUAUUUAUACAUGCAUUAGGUGCAUAGACGGGGAUCAUCCGUCCAAAGAACCUAUACACGACGGAUUCUAGACAAACUAUGCAGAUACACAGACGAAUUAUCAGACAAGCUAUCUUUAUCGGCCCAAGUUCGUCCAGACAAAUCAUCCGUCUCCAGUAUAGAGACCAUGCCAUUCUUGAACUGACAAACCUUAUAUUUGUUGCUUUCUUAUUCAGGUGAAGACGAAUUAAACGUAGUAAAUAAAGUUUCAGAAUUCAUUCGAAAGGACUACUCAAUCAAUUACGCUAAAGUGAACCGCAAUGAGUUGAAACCCCAACAGACAUCCUUGCAAGAAGUCUUUCUUAAACCUGAUUUACAACUUGUCGACACUGAUUCCUGCGACUCUGUGCAAAAUGACUGUGAUUCAAUGUACAAAGUCUUUGGAGCUAACAAUGACAGUCAGUCACCUAGCCGAGUCCUGAUUUACGGUCAAGCUUUUAUGGGCAAGAGCAUAUUAUGUCAAAAAUAUGCGCACGAUUGGGCAAAUCCGAGUUUCCAAUGCCCCCAACCCUUUAACCAAUUCAAAAUAGUUAUUUUCAUCAAGUUGUCUGAAGUCAAUGGAACGCUAGAGGAAAUUUUGGAAAGAGUGGUCUUUUGCGGCCGUUUGACCGCAGACGAAAAGGCGAAGUUUCAUAACUACAUGAAAAAGUAUCCUCACGAACUGUUAUUCUUGUUGGAUGGUGUUUCCGAAUGUCCCGUAGAUAUGUUAACCCAUAUCAAGAAUGUUCUGCUAGAUCAGGAAUACAGAGGGGCGUAUUUAAUCGCGACAAUCCGCCCGGCGCCGAAAUAUAAUCUGUGUUUGAGACUAUCAAAGGAUUUUCAUGCGCGUUAUUGCAUCACUGGUUACAGCGAAGCCAGUGUUUUAGAGUAUAUCUCGAAGUAUUUUCGCCACAACGAGACGAAAAGUGAAAAGUUGAAGGAGUGUUUGGAAAGCAACUCUGAUUUGAUGCAACUCGCAAGAAUUCCACUGGUAACGUUGGUUCUAUGUGAACUUUGGAACGAGCAGCUAGACCAGUCGCUAACGAUAACAAAGCUCUUAGGUCGUUACACGCACGUUGUUCACAAGUUGUUUAAGUUAAAGUCGGGUGAAGAGAUAAGAUUGCAAGGUGUUUUGGGCAAUCACGGACAUUUGGCCGUGUCAGGCAUGAGGGAGGAUAAGACACAGUUUACGCAAGACGAGUUAACUAAUUGCAAGGUACAAAGAUUCUUUUACUACAUGUUCCUUAUUGAUCUUACAUGCUGUUUCCUACUGCAGUAUAACAGGAGGAAACAUCAAUACGAGAUGGACCGCUUACUGGACCUCUGUGAAGAACAACAUAAAACUGAUAGAGAUAUAUUCCCUAUAAAGUUAGUCUAGUUUAGGUUUCUUCCAACUAACAACUGUACUAGAUCAAUAAGAGAUUAACUGUACUAUAGAUCAUUAUCGGACCUCUAGGGAUAACAGAUUAGAACUGAUAGAGCUAUCCAGUGUAAAUAAAGUUAGUUUAGUUUAGGUUUCCUCCUGUAGUAACACUGGACCAAUAAGAAAUGACCCUUACUGGACCUCUUGGAAGAACAGUUUAGAACUGAUAGAGGUAUAUCCAGUAUAAAUAAAGUUAGUUUAGUUUAGAUUUUCUCCUGCAGUAAAACUGGAUCAAUAAGAGAUGAUCCUUAUUGGACUUCUAGGGAGAACAUGCAGAUUAGAACUGAUAGAGUUAUCCAGAAUAAAUAAAAUUAGGCUAGUUUAGGUUUCCUCUUGUACUAACUUCUAGUGAGAACAGAUUAGAACUGAUAGAUCUAUCCAGUGUAAAUAAAGUUAGUUUAGUUGAGGUUUCCUCCUGUAGUAACACUGGAUCAAUAAGAGAUGAUCCUUACUGGACCUCUAGGAAGAACAGUUUAGAACUGAUAGAGCUAUCCAGUAUGAAUAUAGUUAGUUUAGUUCAGGCUUCCUCCUGUAGUAACUAUUGGCUUAUUGUGGACUAGUUAUUUAAUUUCGCUUGAUAGGUGGAUGCCAAUGUUGGAUACCUUGGCACAGAGCUUAACGACGACGGAUCAUACAAAUUUGCCCAUGAGAAACUACAACAGUACUUCGCAGCCAAAUGGAUAGUUGAAAACUGGGGUUUGGAGGAAACAGAAGAACUUAUUUCUAUGAUGCUUCUUCAUUCGGAAAAUCGCACUUGUUUAUCUGUCCUUAUUUUUAUCGCUGGUUUAUUGGCAGAAAAGAAAGACAGACGCACACUGCUCCAGUGGUUUGAAAGCUUAACAAAGACAACGUCGGAAACUUUCUUCCAAGAUUCAUGCUAUUGUAGUAGAAUGGACCUAUUUCUCGCAAGCGUAGCCGAGGCAUGGAACGAGGAUAAUUCCCAAGAAAUUUCAAGUCUUUGUGUUGGUUUUGAACCGUUCAAGAAAACUAAAACACCGAACGGUUAUCCAUUAUUUAUGAGCCACGGUGCAGCUCAAGGGUUGGGGCUUGUUGUGAAAGAAUUAGGACUCGCGAGACUUAAUCUUAGUAGAAUAAUGAUUUCGUACCCAGAGGCAAAGGUGAUCGCUUCAAAAUGUCUUCAAAAGAAUAGCAUGCUUGAAAGUGUGAAGUUUAAUCACUCGUGUCUCUGUCCUGACGCAGUACACGCGAUUUGUGUUGCAUUCGAAACCAUGCUUCGACUUAAAGAGGUGGAUCUGUCGUGUUGUCAUUUUGGAGACAAAGGAUUGCGCGCGGUUGCUGAUCUUAUAAAACAAAGUCAGAUCACUUCAUUGCACCUUGGGAAACAUCUAGAUUGCUACGUCGAGAAAGAACAGGUAGGAAGAAGGUUUUGGCAUCUUUUAUAUCGUAAGAUGGCCAUAUAUGUACUAUUUAAAGCACGAGUAGGAGUGUUUUAUCACAUAUAAAACACGACGCGUAGCGGAGUGUUUUAUAUGUGAUAAAACACGACUACGAGUGCUUUAAAUAGCUUAAAAAACGAGCCAUCUUCUGAUGAGUACAUUAGCGAAGUAAUUUUUAAAAUAAACUUUGUCUAAACCGAGAAAAUCAAAGCUAAAGUUUAUGUAAAUUAACAUGAUUUUUUAUCACAUAUAAAACCACGACACGCUUAUGAUUUUUCUUUGUGUUUUCCUCCUGAAUUAUUAAUGAGUUUUUUAAAUAUAUAUAUGUGUAGUGUAACUCCCUUUUAAAAAUCUGAAGGCAUCGUUGAAGUAACUUUUGAUUCUGUUGAGUCAAGUUCUCAGUAAUAAAGAUUUGGGGCAUCUAUUCAUUUAAACUACCUACCUAGCUUAUCAACAUCUCCACUUGCUAAUGUCUUAUUGAACUAACUCGUAAUUACUAUAUAUUUGUCUAGGUCGAACACUCGAAACAAAAGUUCAAUAGGGAAGAUAGUUCGAGCAAAAUUAAACACCUUUCAAAUUUUCAAGAGGAUUGCCAGAACUCCCCACCCAGUGAUGAAGCAAUGAAGGCUUUGAUUACCGCAAUGGAAGAAGAGGCAGAAAAUGAAAAUCAACUCAUUCAAGAUAUUUCACUCCCUUCAUCUUGUGUGGGUGUGUUUGUCAAUCAGUGGUUGCAUGUUUUUGGCCAGAAUACACAACUGAAUCGAAUCAAGUAAGGAUAGAGUAUCAGUAUUGUUUUGAUACGAUUCAAAAUAAUUUGGCGUUUGGCCUUGGUAUUUCACUGAUUUAAUUUUUAAUUUAUUAACUUGAUAGUUAUUACAAAGUAAUAAUAUACAUUUAACGAACUAUUAAAAGUAGAUUAUAUGACAGGGCAUUCACAAUAGCGAUUAGCCAAUUGCUGCGAACCCAAGAACAAUACGUUAGCAUCAAAUAGCAAACAACGAACUUUAUGCAUUUAUACAACUAAGACUCUCGCCCGUAUUCUAAAAGAUCACUCACAUUCAAUGAGUGGAGGUUCAAUCUGAGCUUCUCGUGAGUGUCAAUGCUGUUUUUGAAUAGCUGAAGGGUUAGUGUCGUACCUUACUAUAUGACUAUACUCACCCUCCAGCUAUUCAAAAACAGCAUUGACACUCAAGAAAAGCUCAGAUUGAACUUCCACUCAUUGAGUGUGAGUGAGCUUUUAGCUAGAAUACGGGCGUCUAAGUAUUUAGCUAGCUACAGCGACUGGUCAUGCUAUGAUAAUAACAUGACCAGUAUAAAAUGACCAUGAUAAUAUUUCCAAGGCGUUACUAUUAUUCCGUGCAUCAACCUAAUACAGUAAUUCUUUCUGUUUUUGUCCACUAUAGGAUGCAUUUGAAAGAGCUAAACCAAAAUGUGCAGGAUGAUUUAGUCAAGCUUGUCAACAGUAUGCCAAACCUUCAGAAAAUGAGGUAUAUAGAUUUAUUUGAUAAUUUUCAAAAUAAAUUGAAGGGAACAGGUUUGCGGAUCGUCGGAUUUCACAGAAAAAAUUGUUCGGAUUUCGGAUCUGGCGAAUAAUUCACACGGAUUUGCGGAUCUUAUUAAUACAGCGGAUUACGGAUUUAUCUAAUAUUUUGGCCCGGAUUGUGGAUUUAGCUUGCAAUUUAGUUCGGAUCCUGGAUUGUGACUUCAUAGUAGAGCUUUUAGCGGAUUCUCACGUGGACUCUUCCAUUGUCGGAUGGCGGAUUUUGCUUCAUUUGGGCAUUAGGGGAUUUGUAUACCCCACCCCCCCCCCCCCCCCACUGAAUAAAGAAAUGCCGAUCAAAAUUUCUACAGCCUACUAAUAAUACCAAUUCCCUUAACUAAAGCAAACAAUUGCUGUAUAAAUAAAGUUAGUUUAGUAUUCUUGCUAAUUCUAACGUAUUUUAUUUCAGUGUGGUACUGGAAGUUGAAGAAUCGCAUCGCACGGACUAUUCAACUCACUCUUCUCUGGAGGAGAGAACUGGAGGCAAGAUUAAGCUGACUAUCAAGGAUCACACACAGUCUGUGAAAGGUCCUGUCGAUGCUUUAAGUACCAGUUUCCACUAAGUGAACGAGUGCUCAAGCGAAUUCAGGAGAUGAUUAGAGCGUUGGUGCUUGUUCGAUCACAGGUCGGAUCGAUAAGAGAUGAUCCUUACUGCACCUCUAGGGAGAAUAGUUUAGAACUGAUAGAGCUAUCCCGUAUAAAUAAAGUUACUUUAGUUUAGGUUUUCUCCUGUAGUAACACAGGAUCAAUAAGAGAUGAUCCUUACUGGACCUCUAGGAAGAACAGUUUAGAACUGAUAGAGCUAUCCAGUAUAAAUAAAGUUAGUUUAGUUUAGGUUUCCUCCUGUUGUAACACAGGAUCAAUAAGAGAUGAUCCUUACUGGACCUCUAGGACGAACAGUUUAGAACUGAUAGAGCUAUCCAGUAUAAAUGCACAAUAACUUGGUGCAUUGGGUAUUAGUCCAUGUCUUUCGCCUCUGAUUGAGGUUUGAUUUCUGCAAUAUGCCGACUUGUCUGAUUAUGUGAGAAGAAACUCUGUAAUGGUUUUCUUGUAGAUGGAAUAUUCGAACGCAAAUUUAUAUACAGUUUCACACGUAACCUAGUAACCUUGGUUAGAGCGCUGUAUGGGAAUCACAGGUUCGAUUCCUACCACAAGGCCUGUAGUAUAACCUUGGUUAGAGCACUGUAUGGGAAUCGCAGGUUCGAUUCCUACCAGAAGGCCUGAAGUAUAACCUUUGGUUAGAGCACUGUAUGGGAAUCGCAGGUUCGAUUCCUACCAGAAGGCCUGAAGUAUAACCUUUGGUUAGAGCACUGUAUGGGAAUCGCAGGUUCGAUUCCUACCACAAGGCCUGUAGUAUAACCUUGGUUAGAGCACUGUAUGGGAAUCACAGGUUCAAACCUGUGAUUCCCAUACAGUGCGCUAACCAAGGUUAUACUUCAGGCCUUCUGGUAGGAAUCAAUUCCUACCAGAAGGCCUGAAGUAUAACCUUUGGUUAGAGCACUGUAUGGGAAUCGCAGGUUUGAUUCCUACCAGAAGGCCUGUGGUAUAACCUUGGUUAGAGCACUGUAUGGGAAUCGCAGGUUUGAUUCCUACCAGAAGGCCUGUGGUAUAACCUUGGUUAGAGUGCUGUAUGGGAAUCGCAGGUUUGAUUCCUACCAGAAGGCCUGUGGUAUAACCUUGGUUAGAGUGCUGUAUGGGAAUCGCAGGUUUGAUUCCUACCAGAAGGCCUGUAGUAACCUUGGUUAGAGCACUGUAUCGGAAUCACAGGUUUGACUCCUACCAGAAGGCCUGUAGUAUAACCUUGGUUAGAGCACUGUAUGGGAAUCACAGGUUCGAUUCCUACCAGAAGGCCUGUAGUAACCUUGGUUAGAGCACUGUAUGGGAAUCGCAGGUUCGAUUCCUACCAGAAGGCCUGUAGUAUAACCUUGGUUAGAGCACUGUAUGGGAAUCGCAGGUUCAAUUCCUGCCAGAAAGCCAGUAGUAUAACCUUGGUUAGAGCGCUGUAUGGGAAUCACAGGUUCGAUUCCUACCAGAAGGCCUGAAAUAACCUUGGUUAGAGUGCUGUACCGAAAUUGCAGGUUCAAUUCCUGCCAGAAAGCCUGUAGUUUUCUCAACUGCCCCUGGUUAGGUCUAGAAAUGCAUAUAAAUUUUCGUUAAAAUAUUCCUAAUUAGGUUUCUUCCUGUAAUAACACUGAGACAAUAAGGGAUAACUCUAAUUGAUAGAGCUGUUCAGUAUGAAUAAAACUUAGUUACCUCUACGUUAAGGAGAGCUAGCUAUUAAGUAUAAAUAAAUAUAGUUUAAAUAUAGCUUAUCAUGUCUCUUUAUUUAUGGUAACUACUAUAUGAAAUACAUUAAUCUAUCUUCGACACAACUGAACUACAGUCCCAUCUGCAAAGGGUUCUCUAUGAAACCCUUAAACACAGUCAACCAUUCCGAGGCUAAUUGUUCAUCAAUGACUCUCCCAUCACAACACAAAGUCACAUUUAUAACAUUUGAAAGUUUGUAAUUGUCAUUCACUAGCACUUGACUGUCACCAACUGUAAGCGUGGCCGACUGAGGAGGGGUGAUUAUUGCAGUGAAACUUUUUACACCCAAGUUCCCGAGGUUGGUGAUUGUGAAUGAAGCAUUUUGGAGUUGCUCAGGUCUAAGUAAUCCAUUCUUAGCUUGUUCUUUGAGUUCCUGAAAUUGAGGAGAAAAAAUUCUCAUGACCCUAAUUUGCUUGCCUUUUCCUUGUUUUGAAGGGGAAAGGAUAGUUCGCUGACCUCAGAAUGAUAUUUCGUCGAAACUUUUUUCUUCAUGAAGAUUGCUUUAGAAACAAACUUGGAGUAGGGUUAGGUUAAUAGGGUUAAGAGUAGGUGUUUGGAAUAGGGUUAGUGUUAGUAAAACCAUUGCUUUGUUACAUUUUGUCACUCUGAGGCCAGCAAAAUAACCUCUUCCGUUUUGAAGGGAAUACUGUUUGCCAUCCUGUCCAGUCACCCACUCAUUAUUUUGACUUUAAUAUUCGGGCACAUCCUCCCCCCCUCAAAAUCUGGUCAUGAAAGAAUGUACACCUACCAUUACUGUUUGAGAAAUGCUGGAUACAUCCAGCUGAUCUGCAUUAUUUAUAACUGGAGUGAUGACUCCAUUUGGAGAAUUGACAGCUAUCCCAAUAUUGAUACCACUGAGCUGCACCAAGCUGCCAUCUGACCAUGAUGUGUUCACAUGCGGUAACAGACAAAGUGCUAAUGCCGCAGCUUUUAUAACAAAGUCAUAAAUUGAUACAGAAUGAUCAAAUUUUUUGCAUAUAGCAAACAGGUUAUCAACCCUGCAAUCGAUGGUGUUGUAUGUAUGAGGUGUGGUGUUCUUCGAUUCCAUCAUCUGCCUCGCAAUUGCUUGUCUUGCGCUACUCAGACCAACAUCAACAUAGCCAAUAUUUGAUUCCUGAGUCAUAGGGCCACUGGCUGGGAUUUUGUCUGAAAG